CGCGCGUGUGAUCCAGACCCAAGUAAUGGAUGUCAGAGAUGUCAGAUGUGCUGCUCGUGUUCGUCAUGGCGCCUUUGCAGAGCGGAUGAGUACAGGGUUUUUCUUGUUUAAACUCUCCCGUAUUCUACUCCUCUGACUCCUGUAUGCUCCGUUUUUACCCUCGAACCUGAGUCCAUUUCGUCUGGAUCGGAACCGGCCAUGACCGUGGAGCAGAAUGUCCUGCAGCAGCACUCUCAGAAGCACCAGCAGACAUUACUGAACCAGCUGAGGGAAGUUACUGGAACUACAGAUGUUCAGCUGUUACAGCAAGCACUGCAGGUCAGUAACGGUGACCUAGCCGAGGCGGUUGCCUUUCUCACCGAGAAGAACGCCAAGGUCCCACAGCAAGAUGAAGCCACCUAUUACCAGACGGCCCAAAUCACCAAUGAUAGAUACAUCAGUGUGGGCAGCCAGGCUGACACAAAUGUAAUUGAUCUCACUGGAGAUGAUAAAGAUGACCUUCAGCGGGCCAUCGCUCUCAGUCUGGAGGAGUCGAACAGGGCCUUCAGAGAGACGGGCAUCACUGAUGAAGAACAGGCUAUCAGCAGAGUCCUGGAGGCCAGCAUCGCUGAGAACAAGGCCAGUCUGAAGCGCACGCACACAGAAGUAUGGAGUGAUUCACCCAACCCUCACGACAGGAAGAGGAUGGAGAACUGUCCUGUAGGGCUGAAGAAUGUGGGCAACACGUGCUGGUUCAGUGCAGUCAUACAGUCUCUUUUUAACCUGCUGGAGUUCCAGAGGCUGGUGUUGCAUUAUUCCCCCCCUGCACGGAUGCAGGACUUGCCCCGCAAUCAGAAGGAGCACAGGAACCUGCCCUUCAUGCAGGAGCUGAGGCGCCUCUUCUCCUUGUUGGUGGGAUCCAAGCGGAAGUAUGUGGACCCGUCCAGAGCUGUGGAGAUCCUUAAGGAUGCCUUCAAGUCCAGUGAGUCUCAACAGCAGGAUGUGAGCGAGUUCACCCAUAAACUCUUGGACUGGCUGGAGGACGCGUUUCAGAUAAAGGCAGAGGAGGACAGGGAGGGAGAGAAGCUGAAGAACCCUAUGGUUGAGCUUUUCUAUGGACGUUUCCUGGCUGUGGGCGUCCUGGAGGGAAAGAAAUUUGAGAACACUGAGAUGUUUGGGCAGUACCCUCUCCAGGUUAAUGGCUUCAAAGAUCUGCACGAGUGUUUAGAGGCAGCCAUGAUUGAAGGAGAGAUCGAGUCUUUGCAUUCUGCCGAGAACUCCGCCAAAUCAGGGCAAGAGCACUGGUUCACAGAACUCCCACCGGUUUUGACGUUUGAACUGUCGAGGUUUGAGUUUAAUCAAGCCUUAGGCCGUCCUGAAAAGAUUCACAACAAGUUGGAGUUUCCCUCCAUGCUGUACAUGGACAGGUACAUGGACAGGAACAGAGACAUCACGCGGAUAAAACGAGAGGAGAUCAGAAGACUAAAGGAGCACCUGACCGUCCUCCAGCAGCGACUGGAGAGGUAUCUGAGCUAUGGCUCAGGGCCCAAGCGGUUUCCUCUGGCCGAUGUUCUCCAGUAUGCCAUGGAGUUUGCGUCCAGCAAGCCUGUGUGCACGUCGCCUGUGGAAGACAUUGAUACAACAGCACCACCUGGUGGCAUGACUGCUCAGCUGCCACCUCCAGCAAGCACAGGGGAUCAGCCGGAUGCAUCUGUCUCACCCGAGAGCUCCUGUUCUGGUAUGCAGGCCCAGCAGCAGCAGCAGCAGCAGCAGCAGCAAAGGGUUUCGAUCCAUAAACCAUUCACUCAGUCUCGCGUGCCGCCGGAUCUACCCAUGCACCCCGCCCCACGACACAUCACAGAGGAGGAGCUGCGGGUACUGGAGGGCUGUCUGCACCGCUGGAGGAGUGAGGUGGAGAACGACACCAGAGAUCUGCAGGCCAGUAUAUCCAGAAUCCACAGAACCAUCGAGCUUAUGUAUUCUGACAAGUCCAUGAUGCAGGUGCCGUACCGACUGCAUGCUGUUUUGGUCCAUGAGGGUCAGGCUAACGCAGGUCACUACUGGGCGUACAUCUACGACCCACAUCACCGACAAUGGAUGAAGUACAAUGACAUUUCAGUGACAAAGUCGUCCUGGGAGGAGCUGGUGCGAGACUCGUUCGGUGGAUACCGCAAUGCCAGCGCAUACUGCCUCAUGUACAUUGAUGAUAAAAAACCCUUCCUUAUUGAAGAGGAGUUUGAUAAAGAGACAGGACAGAUGCUCAGCGGCUUGGACAAACUCCCCCCUGAUCUAAAGGAGUAUGUGGAGGCAGAUAACAAGCUCUUUCAGAAGGAGAUGGAGGAGUGGGACACUCUACAGGCCCGCAAACUCCAGCAGGAGAAACUGGCUCUGGCCGCUGCUGCCGCCAGUGUGGCCGCCCAGCCCAUGAGCACUGAACCCAGCCCUCCAGACAAUACUGCCCCUCAGCAUGACCCAGAGUACAUGGAGCAGCAGUCGCCCACCGGAGACUCUAAACACCUGCAGGAGGACACGGAGAGAGCCAUCAGCAAAGCUGCAGCUGAGCACGAUGAGAAGAGUCCAGAGGCCCUGCUCAAUACAUCAUCUCAUCCCGACAGCGAGGUGACCUCUGACCCCUGCCCUCCCCCUGACCCCGCGCAGGACGACUCCGCCUCUCCGCCCGCACCUCAGCGGGUGGUGGAGGUGGCCAUUCCUAAUGUAGGAACCUUCGUCAUUCAGUCAAAGGAGGGAGGUUAUGAUGAUGAGGCAAUGAUGACCCCAAACAUGCAGGGUGUCAUAAUGGCCAUUGGCAAAUCCAGGAGUGUUUAUGACAAGUGUGGGCCUGAAGCAGCGUUCUUCAAGGCAAUGAAAGUAGAGUACACUCGUUUACUGAGGUUUGCUCAGGAGGACACGCCCCCUGAGAGAGACUACCGGCUGCAGCACGUCAUUGUUUACUUCAUACACAACCAAGCGCCCAAGAAGAUCCUGGAGAGAACUUUGCUGAUGCAAUUCGCAGACAGAAACCUUGGCUUUGAUGAGAGGUGUAAGAGCAUCAUGAAGGUGGCACGUGCUAAACUGGAACUCAUUAAACCUGACGAGGUGAACAUGGAGGAAUACGAGAUGUGGCAUCAGGAUUACAGGAAUUUCCGUGAGACGACAGUGUUCCUGUUGAUCGGCCUAGAAUUAUUCCUAAAGAAAAGUUACGUGGAAGCGUUGAUGUACCUGAUCUACGCCUAUCAGUACAACAAAGAGCUCCUGGCGAAAGGGCCGUACAGAGGCCACGAUGAGGAACUGAUUGCUCAUUACCGCAGAGAAUGCCUGCUAAAGUUGAAUGAGCACGCGGCCACCCUGUUCGAGACAGGCGAGGAGACGGAGGUGAAUGCAGGCCUGAGCAUCAUGAACGAGCUGGUUGUGGCCUGUAUUCCACUACUGCUGGUGGAUGAGAUGGAGGAGAAAGACAUGGUGGCCGUGGAAGACAUGAGGAACCGAUGGUGCUCAUACCUGGGACAGGAAAUGGAGCCUAAUCUGCAGGAGAAGCUCACCGACUUCCUUCCCAAGCUGCUCGACUGCUCGACCGAGAUCAAAAGCUUUCACGACCCGCCCAAACUCCCCUCGUACUCCACGCUGGAGCUGUGCGAGCGUUACGGUCGGGUCAUGACGUCACUCACCCUGAGCCGGACCCCCGCAGACGGCAGAUGAGCUGCGCAGACUUCAUCUCUUCUCCACUAACACAUGCCUUCCUUAAAGCAGGGCUUUCCCAAACCUACCGACCUUUCCUUUCUCUUUUGCUGCUAGAGAUUUUAACUUUAUCCUUAUUGGUAUUAUUAAUAUUAUUUUGAGGAUUCUGUUAUAUUUUAAAGCUAAUGCAACUGCAAGGACGGUGUGAAACUGAGCAGAGACAAAGAGGUUUAGUUCAUACAAAAAUAAAAGUUUGGUCAUCAUUUAAUCACUUUAGAUACGUAGCAGAAGGUUAAAGUGGAUGGGGACCAGACGCAACCGUGGCCACCAUUUACGUUAAUUAUAUCGAAAAGAAGAAAGUCAUACGGUUUCUGAAUGACAUCAGAAAUGAUGGCAAAGUUUUACUUUUGAGUGAACUAUCUUUUCAAAGCAGUUCUUUAGACAUUGGUGCAUGCAGCUUUAGCUUUGUGAAACGAGGUUGAGGAUUCAUUUCAGUAUUUAGUUUUAUUUUAGUUUUACUCCCCCACCCAUCAUCCCCUUUCACAUCAGAAGCAGAUCAACCUGCCACGCCGCCCUCAGUUUGUUACAGUGUUACUGCAUUGUUUGGUUUUGUUUUUCUAAGGACAGUGAGACAAAAAGCUGGAGGUUCUCGGACGGGUCUGUGGACCUGACAACUGGGACUUUAACACAAGUUUUAAGUGCUGUGGUUGGCAGCCAUGGGACAUACUGUGGCUUGUUAAUACAUUGAGAGAAUAAAGUUUUAUUUAUGGCUCUUUAGGCCAAAUACA
Messenger RNA from Megalobrama amblycephala (Wuchang bream), 4442 nucleotides. It is a transcript of the gene usp25, whose product is annotated as ubiquitin specific peptidase 25. Gene Ontology annotation, cellular component: nucleus; cytosol. The transcript has 26 exons. Lineage: Eukaryota; Metazoa; Chordata; Actinopteri; Cypriniformes; Xenocyprididae. Gene Ontology annotation, biological process: regulation of protein stability; protein deubiquitination. Gene Ontology annotation, molecular function: cysteine-type endopeptidase activity; cysteine-type deubiquitinase activity; protein binding. The record is from RefSeq and is a predicted model, not a curated record. Bases 199 to 3675 code for a protein of 1158 amino acids.